This is a messenger RNA of Ustilago hordei, 2475 nucleotides long. RefSeq lists its product as uncharacterized. Gene Ontology annotation, cellular component: nuclear body. NCBI's taxonomy places the organism in Eukaryota, Fungi, Basidiomycota, Ustilaginomycetes, Ustilaginales, Ustilaginaceae. The coding region runs from base 1 to 2475 and encodes 824 amino acids. The transcript has a single exon. Gene Ontology annotation, biological process: mRNA processing; primary miRNA processing. The record is from RefSeq and is a predicted model, not a curated record.
AUGGACUACCGCUCCUCCUAUCGCUCCCACGACCGUGCUGGUCCAGGAGCGCCAGACACUUAUCCUCCCGCUACUGCCCACUACAAGCGUCCUUCAGAUGACCAUGACUCUUACGACCGUUCCAGGAAACGUGGUCGCUCGCCAUCACCAUCCUACUAUCGCGAUGACAGAUACAAUGACUAUCCUCCUGCUGACCCUUGGGACCGCACACGCGACUAUCGCGACCCAUCUCCUUAUGCAUCUCGAUCUGCAGCUUACGACAACUACCGUCCAUCUGAAGCCUACGACGACCGCUCCGAACGUGGUCCAGCUCUAGAGUGGCAACGAUGCUACCGCGAACGAGAUCAAAGAGAGCAGCACGACUAUCGACCUGCUUAUGACGACCGCGAACGCUACUCGGCUCGAUCUAGGUACGAUGACUCGCCUCCUUCCACCGACCGUCAUCGUAGUGACCGCGAACCACCUUACCCGUCUUAUGAUUCGCAGUAUCGCAGAGACGAUCCCGCUCAUGCUUUGGACCGAGGCGCAAGCGCCUCAUUCGAUCCGCACCCUCUUCCCGACCCUAUGCAGUGCGACUCUCUCCUGCCUUUCCGUCAAUAUGCUCAGAUGAUCAAGGCUGCUCAUCCAUCCGCCCGUGAUCGUUCCAUUGACCCACCCAGCACACAGGACAUCUACGAUGGCUACCAGUCCUACAAAGCUGCUUUCAACAAAAAGGCAAUUGCUGUCUUCUUCGAGCAGCGAAGCCAUGAAGCUUGGUUCAAGGACAAGUACUCCCCCGCCGAGCCCUGGCUCAGUGCCCGUAAUGAACGAAAGCGAGCGGCUCGUGCUGGAAAGAAGCAAGCUUGGCUCCAGGAGCUCAACGACGGCAAGCUGGACAAACUCAACUACGAUAUUCAGGAGCAAGCUCACGAUGCCUCGCGCCGCAACCAAUCAGACUCGUACGACGGCGACAAUUACGACAACUACAGAGCAGGCCGUUCUGAAGCCAUUGAUGUUACACUCCUCUCGCGCUACGGAGAGCCUGAAGCGUUGCAUGCCGAACAAGCCACCAUCCCUGCUUGCAACCAUCAGAUCCUCGUCAAGACCUUCCCCGCUGAUCUGGAAAGAGAGAAGCUCGAGCAAGUGCUCAAGUCCAAGCCAGGCUUCCGCUACCUCGCUCUCGGAGAGCCUCACGUUACCAAGCGUUGGCAUCGUGUUGGCUGGGCCAUGUACGACCCUCAGACCGACAUGGAGGACACGCUCAAUGCACUUCAGGGCACAGAGAUUGAUGGCUUCACCCUCAAUCUCGCCCCUUGCUCCAAGCCUACUUCCAGCAAGCUUCGUACAGUGCCCGAAUACGCCAACUCCUUCCAUCGCCUACUCACCGACAUUGAGCAUUGCAAGCAGCUUCUGCAACGUUUCGAGAUUGAAGAUCGCCAGCUUCUCUUCCGCCAGCAGGCCGAAAGCAAUGCAGCAUCCGGGACCAAGACAUGGCUCGAGAUCAGCGGUUCAGAAGCUAUCUUGCAGCGAAUCAAGCAGACCGAGACUGAUCUCACCGACGAUGAUCUCGAACGUGGCUACGAUGCCGAGGAGCAUGUGGAGAGGCGAGAGCAGCGAAGAAGAUGGAUCAAGAAGCUUCUCGACUUGCACCUUGACUUGUUGCGCACUGUCUACCACUGCGACUACUACAUUUCCCUCGUUUGCGAAUUCGAGCAAGAGCUUUUGCGAAGAAGCCCGCGUCAUGGAAGGAAGCAGCCUCCUGCCGGGACGACCGUGGAGGAGCCACGAGAAAACACCAAUGAUGAAUCAUGGGCACGCAGUGUAGAUCAAAAGACUAUGCUGCUUCUCGCCGAUGAAGGGACCGACUUGAGGGAUGUUGGAGGCAAGAGCAUCGAUGCAGAGCUCAUGGCUGCUGCCUUGGCACACAUCAAAGAAGAAGGCAAGGAGAAGCAUCGCUGCACCGUCACUCUCGCCGGCGGCACACAAUGCGGUAAGCUCUUCAAAGGUGCCGUCUUUGUUCAGAAGCACAUGCUCAACAAACAUCGCGCUUUCAUCCAAGAGACUGCCCAGGAAGCGCUGGACCAUGCUAGGUUCUUGAACAACUAUGUUCGCGACCCUUGCCGCGCUACGAGCCAGCUUGGACUCAAUCCUGCCACAAAGGGUGAUGCUGGAGGCACACUGUUGGCUCAUCGUCUGGAUGGUAAUGGCGUUCGUUUCAACAGUGGUGGAAGGAUGGGUAUGAUCAGGUUUGGCAAUGCUAGUGUAGUUGACUCACCACGAAGAGGUGGUUUAGUUGGAGGUGCUACUGCAACGUCCUCAUUGAGUAUGAGAUUAGGUGCAGUCUUAGCAGCAAAUGAUUCAUCUGCUACAUCUAUCAAACUCGACCCUCUUCCGCCUGCGCCUAAACCUCUGGAUCCGAGAGCACAACGUGCAGCUCCCAAGUCUUAUCAAGACCUCGAUGGUGCUGCUGAGGGUGAUGUUGAUCUGGCCUACUAA